GCAUUCUCACACAGGUUGUGUGACAGUGUUUUCGAUAAGUUGAAAUAUUCGUGCGCUGCAGUGCCUGAUCUAAAGGCCCUGCGGGGUUUAUGCGACUGACGAUAAUUGGCAAGACGGCCUGAAUAUCAGAAUAUCACCGAAAUUUAAUGUGGCUAAGAUAAAUAGCCUGGAAGUUAGCUAAAGAAUCUGUGUAGUAGCAAUUUCCGAGUCUACAGGAACAUAUUGAGCUUUUAGUGUGUAUCAUGUAUACUGGGAUGAAUCUACUGCGCCACAUUCAACGAUUUCAAAGAAGGAAAUCUUGCUAUGAAAGCUAUCAAUAAAAGUAUUAUCUGGAAUUUAUUUUGGUUUAUCUCUAUGGCAUAUACUCCAGAUGUCACUGACUGCACAUAUGGAGCUAUUGCAUCACAGCGUCAUUUUUGGACAAAGAAAUUAUAUAACGAACUUCAUAUUACAUCAAAUUCAAAUAAAGUGAGAAUUAGACGUCAGAUUCCUUCUCCACUGUUUGUAAAGCAAUAUGAUGGCUGUUUAUCUCAAUCUAGUUGUUCUAGUAUUAGGAAUAUGACAAGUACAGCGUCAGGAACUGGAAAUACAUUUUAUGUCGCUACCCCCACAAGAAUAUUGAAAGUUAGAUUGGGAAGUGAGUUGAAUCCAGUCUGUGUAUGCACUGUCGUUUUGGACGGAAAUGUACCAGUUCUUUCUAUUGUGAUGGAUGACAAUUAUAUUUAUUGGUUGGGUGAAGAAAGUACCGAGGUCAUGUAUGUACCAAUUGAUUCUGACAACUCUCUACCUUUAUCUAAACUUCUUCGUCCAGAAAUGCUCGCUGAAGAUAAACAAUUUCAUUAUGCUGCUUGUCGGAUACCUUCAUACAUACCUGAUGUACCAUUUCCAGUCAAAAUAUCUGAUAACUAUGCGUUCUUUAAUCUAUCAUCUAUAGAAGAAAAACAACAUAAAUGGUUCAAUUCAGCGAUAUGUAUGAAUGAAUUGAAUCCAAAUAUAAGUUUUGCAUUUCUUUAUAAGAAAAAUUCUGACACUUCACCGAAAUCAUGUUUUCAAAUGUCCGAUUGCUUUUACAAGCGAAUAAGUAGUACAGCAUCACUUGGCAAUGUAAGAUUGGGGAAUUUGUCACCGAACGCAGAAUAUUUUGUUCAUUUAAUUAUAUAUAGUGAAUCAAAUGCUCAUAAAUCUGCAAUUAUUUCACCAGCAAUCAAUUUUCAUACGUCAUGUACAGUUCCUGCUCAUCCUGUAAACUUGGCAUGCAGAAGUUUAAAUAAUUCUUCAUUGAUGUUAUCAUGGAAAGAACCAAAUGUUAAAAAUUCUGCUCAACUCUCAUAUGAAAUUAUUGUCAACAACACAAACAAAGUUGAUAAGAUAUUGUAUAAAAAUGGAGACAAAACCAGAUUUAUCCACAAUGGAAUAGACUAUGGCAGCAAUAAUUACACGAUCAAAGUAUCAUCAUACAAUUGCCCAGCCAAUUCUCAGCAAUUUAGCCAAUCAAAAAUAACAGGAUGUAAACCAUACCAACCUCCUGUACAUCUAACUGUGGAAAACACAACUUGUAGACAUGCUACUGUCUUAUGGAAAGCGCCGGAUGAUGAAGGUGUCCAGUGUGUCAUAGUUGAAUGGAUUGUACUUGAGCAUCAAAAUGGAUUCGAAAAAUGGAGCCAAAGUUCCCUAAUCAGUGGAAAUGUAUCAUUUUUUUAUACAGUAACUGAUUUAGAACCAAAUACUGGAUAUUCUUUCCGAACAAAACAACAAUAUGUUGGUUAUAAUGGCAAUGAAGGCUGGUUAUAUUCUGCGCCAGUAAAUGGUAGGACUAUGCCAUCCAUACCAGAUCACCCACGUAAUGUUCGCGUUGUGAAGGAUCGUGACAUUAAUUUCUUGAGUUGGGAGCCACCAAAUGAUCAUGGGGCUCCACUGGAAUAUUAUAUAAUACAAUAUAGAAAUCGAUCUUCACCAAAUGCAACCCGCAUGUUAUUCGGUACUUGGUCAUCCGAACUGCAUGUUGCACCUUUAUCAACAGCUUGGGAAAUUUAUGAUGAUAGUUUAAAUUUUGUGCCUUACUCAUGGUAUGAGUUCAGGGUUUCUGCAGUAAAUUCAGUGGGUGAGGGAGAUGCCAGUAAACCAUCUUCACCAUUUCAAUUUAUUCCCAGCCAAGAUUUUCAAGGUGAUUUUGAACUCUGGAUAAUUAUUGGUGGAACUGGUGGUCUGGUUAUGAUUAUUCUCAUCAUCAUUACCUUUGUUGCCUGUAGAAGAUGUGGCCAAAUGGCAGUCACCUAUCAGACCCCACCUUCAUCUGAUAUCACAACAAUCCAUCUGAGUUAUGGAGCCGAUCUACAACUCGCACAACUACGCCAUAUGACAGAAAUUGCAAAUUAUAGAGGAGUGGAAGGUGUUCCACCAGAUUAUAUGGACCUUCUACCACUCUUCCCAAGAGAGAAGUUGAGCCUUACAGAUUUUCUUGGAAAGGGAGCAUUUGGAGAGGUUUUCAAAGGAAUUGCUAUAGAAUCAGUCGGAGGCAUCAAUAUUGAGAAGAAAGUAGCCGUGAAGACGUUGCAAGAGGGUUCAACCGAUAGUGAAAAAUGUGAAUUUUUGAUGGAAGCUUAUUUUAUGAGCACAUUCAAUCACGAGAAUAUAUUAUCUCUGAUCGGAGUAUGUCUGGACAAUGAACCUCAGUAUUUAUUAUUGGAAUUAAUGGAAGGAGGAGAUUUAUUGCAUUAUCUGAGAGAUGCCAGAUCUGAUUCUCUCAUUAGCCUAAAACUCACCAUGGCAGAUCUACUUGAUAUAUCUCUGGAUGUCGCAGCGGGUUGUAAAUACUUAGAAGAACAAAGGUUUGUCCACAGAGAUCUUGCAGCAAGAAAUUGUUUGGUUUCAACAAAAGAAUAUCGUACAGAGACGAGAAUUGUUAAAAUUGGUGACUUUGGUCUUGCCAGGGAUAUUUAUAAAAGUGAUUAUUAUCAUAAGGCUGGGGAAGGACUUCUUCCUGUACGUUGGAUGGCUCCUGAGUCUCUAGUUGAUAAUAUUUAUACAUCACAAAGUGAUGUUUGGUCGUUCGGAGUUCUGUUGUGGGAGAUUUUGACAUUUGGACAACAACCUUAUCCAGCUCGCACAAACAUUGAAGUGUUACAAUAUGUCAGAAAUGGUGGAAGACUUAAAAAACCUCAUGAUUGCCCAGAUGAUUUCUAUUCAUUGAUGAUCAAAUGUUGGCACAAUACUCCUACUCUUCGCCCUUCAUUCAGCUGGGCUGUCAAAUGGUUACAACAAUUCAAGGAUCGAAAUGUUGCUUCUGCAAAUGAAGAAGACAAUUAUAGAUUUGAUCUUACAAAUAUAACAUCAUCCGAAGAAGAUCUGGCAACAGCAGAUGAAGAAAUAGUGAUUGCAAAUGUUCACCCACAACCACAAAUACACAUUCUUCCUGAUAUUGAGGGAUUUGAUAAUGAAGGCUUUGAGCUCCAUGAAUCUUCAAGUAGAGGAGACCCAAUGGCAACUGAGCUUGAUUCUGACAAUGAGGUUGCAGGUGUAUCGAUGGACGAUAUUCCUGCUUAUUCUUUCCUUCCCUCGCCAAACGAUAUCAAUUUAGGAAGUAAUUAUUUAUUGAUGUCUACCCAAGAUAUGGAAUUCAAUGAACGGCAACCCCUUUCUCAAGGAGAAAUAAACAUUGGAUUCCAAGAUGAAGAGGAUUCCGAGGAUGCAAAUGAUGAUAUUUUAAAUUGUGCAAUGCUGAAUUUUUCCACAAAUGGAAAGCAACCUAUUCCUACUUCUUCAAGAUUCUCUCCAGAAGUUGGAAAUACACAAUCAUUGCCUUCCUGUUCGAAUUCUGAUUCGCAUUAUUCACGUCAGCCUGAUUAUUUACUGCCAUAUAUCGGAGAUCUUCCAAUAACUGACGAAGAAAGACUAAUGCGAAAACAACAAUGGAAUAGACAAAGAAGACUUCGAAUGGAAGAGGGGCUUGGAGACACAUCAAGUGAAGAUUCUCCAACAUUUACACAAGCUCGAACAUCUUAUUCUCUUAUGCAAACGAGAGAUCAUCAACGACUCUUAAAUCAAAAUGAUAUGCAAAACUCAUUAGCUUCAACCAGUGAUAAUAUAUCAGAUGAUUUGUCUGAAACAACGACUCCCAUGAAAGUAUUUGAUUCUCUUGAAUCUAGUCACACUUUCGGCGAAGAAAGACCAUGUAGUGACGAUGAAACAAGCCAAGAAACUUAUUCCUAUUCUAGACAACUUUUUACCUCAAAUUAUACCGAUGAUGACAAUGAAAGUCAUCAUUCUUCUGAACACGAAAAUCCCAGAGUAAAUAUUCCAACUUAUGUUUAAAUUGAUGUUUCCAAUUUUUUUAAAUUAUGUCUUAUUGAUAUAAACUUUAUAUUUAUUACAUCUUUUUCUUUGAUUUCAUUUCUACGUUCAGUUUUUUGUUUGUUCUUUAUAUGGUCAGACCAAGUAUGAAUUCCGUUAAACAAAUUAACUUUUGUUUGUAAACCAUAAUUGGUGCCACUUCAGUAUGAGAUAAUUUGCUUAAUGUGAUUCCAAUUGCAUACCAAAGUGGCACCAAUUGUGAUCUCAUAACUCAAGAGCUUUAUUUCUAUCUGGGCUGAAUUGUGAAUCCUGUAUCGAAUACUAGACCGGUAAGAUUGAAGUUGCAGGGAUAAAUGCCAUCAAUAAUUAAUAAAUAUGAAAAAAUCAUGUGAGUAUCAAUUUCUUGAAGAUAUUCCACUCUUUGAUGCAGAAUGAUAUUGUUUUUAUUACUUAAAAAGUCGUGACGAUUGAUUCAUAUUAUUUUCAACCUUUACAAUCAAAUAUUUCAAUUUAACAAUAUAUUUUGAAUAUCAUUUUAUAAAUAAAACUCGGGAUUCAUCAUAAAACAACUUGAAAGGAAUGAGGCCAUGAUCACUUUGAAGAAAAUUGACAAUAUUGCCAUCUUAUUUCCGCUUUCUUCGUGUCCCUGUCCUUGUACGUUUUACCUGCCUCAGGAUUAAAUAUUAACACAUACUGUUAUUUUUUCUAUUAUCGUCUUAAAUAAAUGGCGUCUCAAUUUUAAAUCUCACUUGUCUAAAACUUGUCCCACACUUCUCCCGCCUAUCCUAAUGUUCUGAGUUUGGGUAGACACAUGCUGUUGGUCCAUGCAUCAGAAAUGAAUGACUGGUUAACUCUUCCCCGCCCGAAAUGGACGGGUAGCCGCAAAGGAGGCUGUGAUUUGUAAUAUACAUGAUUCAGUUGGCUUAUCAGCUCCCCCUCCUCUGGUAUAAAUUUGAAAAUUCUAAAUCUUACUAGUAAAGCAAAAGUGGGCAAGACUUUUUUAAAACACUACUAAUAAAUAUUCAUUCAAACAAUAUUUCGUUGCUGUUAAAGCCAUUGUAGUUACUCUUGUUUUUGUUCGAUGUUAUUAAUGUUUGAAAUAUUUCACUGUUUGUACUAAAUAAAUAGCCUUAUAGUGUUAGUUAUCGCUAGAAUUUUAUAAUUUUGAAGAUAAGAAUGGUUGGUAUAUUAUGUUCCAUUUUCACUGAAUAAUUUGUGUUAACAAUUUCGAUAUAUUAAUGUUUGCAGUUGUUUUUAAAACUUUUUUUAAUCAAAAAAUGAGUAUUAAUUUAACAGUGGGAUUGUACCAUUAUUUAUCGUCAAUUACAAUUUAUUAGUAAAUGUUGUUUAUUUAUAUUUUAAUAACUUUUUGGGGUAACAUUUUUGCAUGUAGUGUUUUUGUAUUUAAAGACUACAACGAGUCGGUGAAACUGAAUUAUAUGUAUUUGAAAGUACAGAAUGAGGAUGAAACCAGUUUAUGCUACAUCUGAAAACGUUAAGUAUAACACAAAAAAUUAUAAAUAUUAUUAAAAGUCAUUGGCAGUGAAAAGGCUUCGUUUUGGCUCAUACUUUUACUUUUUAAUAUGCACAUGCCUGGUACAUUGCCAAUAUUUGCCAAAAUCUCACGAGCCAAGGAUAUGAUCUAAUUCUUUGGAAAGUCUCGUAGUAUUGAGCUGACACAAAAAAGAUAUAAAUGCGGUAAUUUAUUAUUUCAAUUGUCUAUCAGCUUACACCAGUGACAUUAUAUAUUGGCAGACUAUAGGUGUGUGCCAUAGGUAGUUUUUUACUAGAUUUCUUACUGUAUCUUAUUUACUGCAAACCGACCCGUGUUAAAUGUACAAUAUUAAUGAUAAAUAAAUACACUUCUAUAAUAUAUAUGGGUAAUGCCAACGAUUUUUAUAUACCGUGUGUAGUUACUAGAAUUACUUGUUAUUGGUGGACUUGUUUCUACUAUUUUUUUUUACCAAAUAUUGAUUUGCUAUCUAACAUAAGGCACAUACAUAGUCGAUAUAGUGCUGAAUUUAUUUAUGUUUUUAUUCUUAUUUUGAUACGAUUAUUUCAAACUAUUAUGAAGUCUUUUUUGUGAAACUUGGAAUAGAUUUGAAGAAGUGAAA
Messenger RNA from Styela clava, 6404 nucleotides. The record is from RefSeq and is a predicted model, not a curated record. Lineage: Eukaryota; Metazoa; Chordata; Ascidiacea; Stolidobranchia; Styelidae.